Cotesia congregata is the source of this 1455-nucleotide messenger RNA. The record is from the annotation of a GenBank genome assembly. Lineage: Eukaryota; Metazoa; Arthropoda; Insecta; Hymenoptera; Braconidae.
AUGGUUCCCGGCAUUCAUGAGAUGUUAGAGAAAAAUUUGCUCUGGUUGAUCAUAAUAGUUAAAAUAAUAGUUCUCUGUUUCGUAACGAAUGACUGCGACCCUGAUGGAAAUUGGCAGAAUUUAGAAGUGGCUCAUCUUCAAGCUUUUGAAUACGGUUAUCGUACCUGGGAAUGGAGAUCCAUGACCCACAGCUAUAUUUAUCCAUUCAUCAUCUCGAUUAUAUACAAGAUACUAGCCAUCGUUGGGUUGGACUAUCCGUUGAUGAUUAUUUAUUCACCAAGAAUAUUUCAAGCUGUGUUAAGUGCGUUUGCUGAAUACCGAUUAUUAAAAUGGACCAAUAGCCCCGAAGCAGCAAGUCUCUUAGUGUUAAACGGAUUCUGGCAAUUUUGUUCUACAAAGACACUAGACCAUACCCUGGAAGCUUCAUUGAUGAUUAUAGCUUUAUCAAUCUACCCAUGGGAAGAUAAAGACAAACAUGGAUCUAAGUUCAUCUGGCUAAUGGGAUUUAUGUUUUUUAUUAAACCAACCUCGGCAAUUAUGUGUGUUCCAUUAUACAUACGCCACAUGUACAAUAGUGACAAAACCAUUAAGCAACUCAUAAAAGACUAUUUCUUCAUUGGGAUGUGUGUUUCUGGAAUCGCAAUCGCUAUCGACAGCUACUGCUAUGGACAACUUGUGGUAACUCCGUGGGAAUUUUUGAAAACCAAUAUUUUCACCGGCAUCGGCAAUCACUAUGAAACAAAAUACAUACUAUGGUAUAUUCAUAUCACAAUACCCUAUUUUUUGGGUUUCGGAAUGUUUACAUUACCCUUUGUGUUUAUGAAAUUAUUCUUUAACGAAAUGGACGACGAAAGGCAAGAGACAAGCAUAAUUAUAUUCUGCUGGACAAUCCUGUGGAACUCAUUAUUACCACAUAAAGAGCAUCAUUUCCUUCUUUCACUCUUACCAUUACUAGUCUUCUUAUCCGCUAAAUUUGAAUGGUCUGAAGUGACUAAUAAACUAAUAUCAAGUAUCUUAAUUCUGAUUACAAUUAUUAUAAAUAUCGGCAUUUUUUACUCUUUUGCUAAUGAUCGGAGUGGAGCAACAGAAAUUAUGAGUUAUUUAAGAGAAGAGAUAGCUAGCAGUCCAUCUAAUGUUGACGUCAUGUUUUUGACACCUUGCUACUCAACACCAUUAUACAGCCACGUUCAUAAAGACAUUCCAAUGGAACUUUUAAACUGCGACCCAAAUCUAAAAAAUCAAGAUAAUUAUCUAAAUGAAGCUGACAUAUUUUUCAACGAUCCUAUGACCUGGCUAGAAAAGCGUUAUACCAAUUCUACACUUCCAUUCUUCGUGGUAAUCUACGAUAAUUUAGCUCCUCGUAUAAAGGGCUUUGUAGAUAAUUAUCACCUUGUCGUUAGUGUAUUUGACUCUUUCUACCCAUCGACUAAUCGCGUUAAUGAUAAUAAUAAUUAA